AUGAGCUCUGAUACCCUUCCGAGAGACUUUCUUUGGGGAUAUGCUACUUCAUCCGGACAAAUCGAAGGCUCACCAGAAGUCGAUGGCCGUGGGCUGUCCAUCUGGGACACCUUCUCCCGCCAGGGCAACACAACAGAAGAUGGAAGAUCCAGCGACUUUGGGACAGAUAGUUACAUACGCUGGAAAGAGGAUAUUGCCCUCAUGAAGAGCUACGGCGUAAAUUGUCACCGCUUCUCCAUCUCCUGGUCCCGAGUAAUCCCCUUGGGCGGCCGCACCGACCCCAUUAACCCGGCCGGGAUACCCUUCUACAGAACCUUCAUCCAAUCCCUCCUGGAAGCCGGCAUCCAGCCCAUGCCGACCCUGUUCCACUGGGACCUUCCACAGGCCCUGCAAGACCGCUACAAAGGCUUCCUGAACAAGGAAGAGAUAGUGGCCGACUUCACACACUACGCCCGCGUCGUCUUCGAGGGACUAGGCGAUCUGGUGAAAGUCUGGGUGACGAUAAACGAGCCGAACGUAUACGCUGCUCUCGGUCACUGCAUCGGCGCGCAUGCUCCGGGGAGGUCGAGCGAUCGGACGAAGAGCCCGGAGGGGGACAGUCUCGUCGAACCGUACAUCGUCGGGCAUAACCUCUUGCUGGCGCACGCCGCGGCGGUGAAAGUUUACAGGGAGGAGAUCGCCCAGCAGGGCGGGAGUAUCGGGUUGGUUAUCAACGCGAAUUGGGCAGAGCCGUACGAUCAGACGGAUCAGAGCAUCGCUGCGGCGGAAAGAUACUUCACCAUCUGCUCGCUCUGGUUCGCUGACCCGGUGCACAAGGGCGACUACCCGGACCUUCUGAAAGAAAUUCUCGGAGACAGGCUUCCGGAAUUCGCACCCGAAGAGAAGGUCCUGCUGAUGGGCUCGAGCGACUUCUUCGGAUUGAACCACUACACUACGUACUAUACCAAAGUUCGCACUACACCGGCCGCACCAACGGACUUCAGAUCGCAGUUCUUCCACGACGUCGAGGAGACUAUCACCAGCCCCGAUGGGAAAGAAAUCGGACCAGAGGCCGGGUUACCUUGGGUCCGACCGGUACCCUGGGGAUUCAAGAAGGUCCUGAGAUAUUUGUGGGAGAGGUACGGGAAGGAUAUUUAUGUUACUGAGAAUGGCGUCAUCUGCCCCGGUGAAAAAGACAUGAAGAAGGAAGAAGCCGUCGAAGAUGACUUCAGAAUUGACUACUACCGUAGCUAUAUCAACGUCAUGGCCGAGUUGAUUAACGAAGGCGUUCCGAUAAAGUCUUAUCUUGCUUGGACAUUUGCGGAUAAUUUUGAGUGGCAAGAGGGAUAUACGGCCAAGUUCGGCGUCACAUUUGUCGACACGGAGACCGGAGACCGGACGCCGAAGAAGUCGGCCGGCUUCUUGAGGGAGUUCAUGGGCAAGAAGAUGGGUAAACACGAGGCAUCACUCGAUGGGGGAAUUCCGGACAAGACAUAGUUGACCGAGUGGAAAAUUGAAUGAGAUCAAAGUCCUAACAUAACGGACUUGAUUUGGGCAGCCACGGUAUGGCUGGCUUCAUGCCGGUCCGGUACAGCACA
Molecule: messenger RNA, 1577 nt
Organism: Tuber melanosporum (Perigord truffle)
Lineage: Eukaryota; Fungi; Ascomycota; Pezizomycetes; Pezizales; Tuberaceae
Exons: 6
Coding region: 1-1476 (491 amino acids)
Biological process (GO): carbohydrate metabolic process
Molecular function (GO): beta-glucosidase activity
Source: RefSeq, a predicted model, not a curated record